This is a messenger RNA of Poecilia latipinna (sailfin molly), 3020 nucleotides long. It is a transcript of the gene wipf1b, whose product is annotated as WAS/WASL interacting protein family, member 1b. Lineage: Eukaryota; Metazoa; Chordata; Actinopteri; Cyprinodontiformes; Poeciliidae. The record is from RefSeq and is a predicted model, not a curated record. The coding region runs from base 268 to 1827 and encodes 519 amino acids. The transcript has 9 exons. Gene Ontology annotation, cellular component: actin filament. Gene Ontology annotation, biological process: actin filament-based movement. Gene Ontology annotation, molecular function: actin binding.
UCUUUCAAAGUGUAUGCUGUGAGAUUAGAGAAAGAGGAAUCAGGAAAUUCUGCAACUCUGAGUGCCGUUCUAAAACUUGUUGGAUUCAGCUAACUUUUGCCUCUUUCCAUUUUCAGCUGCAUAUGGCUGCUGUUCGCCUUUUGCCUUUUUCUGCGGAAUGAACUGAGGUGCUUCUUCUGCUGUCUUCUGAACAUACUGGUUAUUCUUCUAUGGACUCAGAUUGAGUUGAGGAAUCCAACGCAGAUAGAGACCAGCUAAGAGCAGAAGAUGCCUGCCCCGCCUCCCCCUCCACCCCCAGGGCCGCCACCGCCUCCCACUCUGGCUCUGGCCAACACAGAGAAGCCAACUCUGAGCCGAACGGAGCAGCAGGGACGCGGCGCUCUUCUGUCCGACAUUUGCAAAGGCGCCAGACUAAAGAAAGCCGUCACAAAUGACCGCAGUGGACCCGUUUUCGACAAACCCAAAGGAGGAAGUGGAGGAGGUGGAAGCGGUGGUGGAGGAGGAAGUGGAGGUAGUGGUGGGGGUUUUGGUGGUGGGUCUCCUGCUGGUUUAGGAGGCCUCUUUGCAGGAGGAAUGCCAAAACUGAGGUCUGCAGCAAACCGAGACAAUGACUCGGGACCCAGCCGUGGGCCCGUUCUUCCUCCGGGUUCCCGUUCCGGUGGACCCAGCCCUUUUGGCGGCGGUGGCAGUCCAUCCGGUCCGCCUAAGCUGCCGGGCGUCCCCGCUGUGCCUCGUGGCGGCGCCCCUGAUCUCCCAAAGGGCCGUCCUAAUUUCUCUUCCAGACAGGACACGCCAGGUGGACCGCCUCCUCCAGUACCCAACACCCCCAGGCCACCCCAGAGCCUCCCGUCUCGUGGGGGGCCCUCUCCUCCGUCACUCCCCGGAGGACCCAGGCCCAGUCACGCCAGCUCCCCCGUGCCCCCCAGUGUUCCACCAGGGAGGCAUGGGUCUCUUCCCCCUCCUCCCCCACCAGGGGGCUCCUCCGGUGGGCCUCGGUCGAGCUUCUCCGCGCCCCCUCCUCCGCCUUCAAAUAGCAGCCGACCUCCGUUACCUCCAGCUCCAGGAGGGAGGCCUCCGCUUCCUGACGACCGGCCGCCGCCACCGCCGGCUCCUGUAGGAGGUCACCGACCGUCAAUGCCCCGCGACAUGCCCCCUCCUCCCCCGUCCGUCAACUCCAAACCUUCUGCCUCGCCUUCCUCAACGGGUCGCUCCCCAGCCAGCAGCGGGGUGCCCCCUCUGCCUCCAGGACGACCAGGCCCUCCUCCAAUCCCGCCUGGCCAGGGAGGAGGAGAGGACCAAAACACACCCCGCCUGCCCCAGAGGAACAGCUCACUCAACAGCCACACUCCAGCACCCCCUUCUGGUCGAUCAGGACCCCUCCCUCCUCCUCCAAACGAGAGACCGCCAUCUGUUGGAAGAAACCAGUCUUCACCACGCACAGGUCCUCUUCCUCCACCACCUCCUUCAGGUCGCAGCAUGGGCGGAGGCAGCCUAAGAGCAACCCAAGCUGCCCCGCCCAUCAGUCGGCCGGGCCCGGAGCCUCCUCGUGGCGGCCCUGGCGGUAGGCCCCCCCUGCCACCAGACAGGCCCGUUGGGGGACUACCACCUCCACCACCGAUGGGGAACGGCUUCCAAAACUCUCACCACAACCAAAUGCAAGAUGACUUUGAGUACAGGUUCACCUUUCACCCCAUUUCGGACCUUCCUCCACCCGACCCCUAUGUGCCUUCGCAGAAAACCUACCCCAGUAAGAUCUCUAAGACGGAGAGCAAAGGUUCUGGUAAAAAAGAGCGAGGAGCUCCUCCCCUUCCCCCUAUACCCAGGUGAAGUAAAGAUGGCUGUCUCCACAACACUUGGACCUACCACCUCUUCCUCUGUUCUCAUCUCUCUCUUUCUCAGUUGACCAGAAGUCCUCAUGUGAGGACCACAAGGGGGCAGGGCUCCAGGAAUUCAAAUAAAAGCAUAGUGGAGUUCACACCAUGUGCCUCUAUAGUAGAGAAAUGGUGACUUGGAAUCUCUUUAUAUCGUUGUACAUUUAUGCUUUGGGGGAAAUUAUUAUUUUUAUUUUAUUUUAUUUUUUUACAUUUACAACCAUACUGUUCCUAGAAGGCUUCAUUGAUUUUGAUACUUAAAUUUUGUUUUUGUAAUGAUUCUAUUUCUGCUGUUUUCAGUCGAUGCCAUAACUAAGUUUUAGAUUUUUAUAAACAAGCGAAACGUUUUGAGGAGAAUAUGAACGCUGUGUCUUUCAGUUCUGAUCACAAAUAUAAAGGGAAUUAUGUCCAGGUGGCUUUUUUUAAAUUGAUAAAUCCAUUUUGGUUCAUCACCCACCACCCUCCUUCCCCAUCCACUUUGCUUGAAAUAGUAAAAUUAAAGGUGGUAACUGUGUGAACACAUCAGGAAAUCAAUCAAGGUGCCUUAGAUUCAGACAAAGACAAAGUUUAAAUGAUCUCAGCCUCUUUAUGUUGCCAAAGCCACACAUGCCUCUGCAGCAUGAAUGUAGACUUAUUUUUUUUCACCAGUUUUUCUGCUACAACCACUGGUGCGGUACGUUUUAAUUUUGUGACGAUGCUUGAUGUGUUUUCAUGGACAUUUCUGCAGAGUUUUACAUCAUGAGUGAAAAAUUUCAUUGAAUAUUGUUUUGUUAACUUCUCUUGAUGCACAGCAAAGAGUCUGUAUGUAUCUGUAUGAUGUAAUCAGCCAACAUUUUACUAUGGGAUAAGUUAUGUUUGCAGUAUUAUGUUCGCUAUAAUGUUCUGCUUUGUUUUGUUUUACAGAAACAUUUUCUGUGAGGCUAUCAUAUGAAAGGAAACUAUUUGCGUUUAAAAUGCUUUACUUAAGCUUACUUUAGGUGAAAAAGGGGAGCGCUUUUAUUGAAUUAUAUGCCGAUAUUCCUGAACAAUUACUGUUUAGGAACAGAAAAGGACAGUGCGCUGUAGAGUCAAUUAAAUAAACAAUAUUUUACCACAUAAACCGUAUUAUUCAUUUACAUAAAUGUGCAAUAAAAAGGACAAUAAAUGUAA